Cokeromyces recurvatus is the source of this 909-nucleotide messenger RNA. RefSeq lists its product as uncharacterized. The transcript has 2 exons. Bases 1 to 909 code for a protein of 302 amino acids. Lineage: Eukaryota; Fungi; Mucoromycota; Mucoromycetes; Mucorales; Mucoraceae. The record is from RefSeq and is a predicted model, not a curated record.
AUGAUAUCAAAUCAACUUCACAUAGGCGAUAAAGUACAAAUCAAUUUUACUUUACAUGGAAUUGUACGAUUUAUUGGCACAACUCAGUUCAAGGCUGGUACCUGGGCUGGUAUAGAAUUAGAUAAAAUUGGAUCAGGGAAAAAUGAUGGAUCUGUCAAUGGACCCUCAACACCCUAUCAAAAGAAAAGCCCAUCCAUGGUCACGAUCAUUCCACCUUUACCUAGUCAUGAAUUGCAAGAUAAAAUGAAACUACUUGAAGCAGAGAAUAGACAAUUAAAGAGCACCUUAGUACAAUUAGAAGAAAACCAGAAAAUAAAGGAUAAUCAUAUACAAUCACUUGAAUCCUCUUUAAAAGAACUUCAAGAUACAAGUAUGGAGAGUAUAGAUAUGUUGGAAGAUCUAGUUCAAUCAUACGAAAGACAAGUUCAGCAACUUUCAAAUAACCUCCACAUCUCGAAUCAAAAGAUAACAACAUUAAUAAAUGAGCAAAAUGAUUUAAGGAAAGCAGGACUAGAGGCGAUUGAAUCCUACGAGUUAACCUUAGAGAAAACAAGUAAACAACACCACAAGGAUAUCAAAGUAUUGUUAAAGGAUAUAAACUGUUUAGAGAUCAUAUUACAGAGCAAGUUGAAUAAAGAAAUUGAUUUAACCGAAUCAUUGAUGAGGGAAAGACACUAUAGUAGUCGUUUGAUUCAUGAAUUGAAAAAGAAAUUUACUACUUUUACUUUUAAACCCAUUAUGUACAACACUCGAUUACUAGAUACUCCCAUUGAAGAAGAAGAAGAAGAAGAAGAAGAUAUGACACCUUGUGCAUUAUGUGACAAUAAAGGACAUCAUUUAAUUCAUUGUCCUAUGCUAUUUAAAGAAAAGCCUUUACAACAGCAAGCAUGUAUAUGUUCUUCAUUUUAA